GCUCAAACCUAGCCCAGCCCCCCACACGCCAAACCGGCCUGCCUCGGUUCAAGAAGGGGAGGGAAGCGCGGCUGUUGCUGAAGGUCCUGCUCUCGCUGCUGGCGUUUUAUCUACGUCGCAUUGAAAGAGCAGCCACCGGGCGGUUAACUUGGCGUCUUUUGGGAUGUUGUUACUAAACACACCGGUCAAGAAGGUGUUUUCCCUAGCUUUCGUGAUACAAGUGUUCGCUAACGGCAGCUAGGCACAAAGGCGUUCAAUCAGCGACCAGCUACCAGCCGAUGCUAGCUAAUGGUAACUAGCUUGCUAACAACACAGCCGGGUCGUCGUGGGAACACAGUAAGUGUUUUGACAUUGAGUGAGCGCACUCCCGCAAAAUAUUCUCUGUCCCAGCGACCUCCACCCCCCUUGCUUCACCCUCCGAUGCGGAGAUUUCAGUAGCACCGGCAACCAAAUCCCCCACGGCGGCCGGACAUGCUGAAGUGUAUCCCCCUGUGGCGCUGCAACCGCCACGUCGAGUCGGUGGACAAGCGGCAUUGCAACUUGCAGACGGUCCCUGAUGAGAUAUUCCGCUACAGUCGCAGCCUGGAGGAGCUUCUCCUCGAUGCCAACCAACUCAAAGAGCUACCAAAGCCUUUUUUCAGACUACUGAACCUACGGAAGCUUGGCUUGAGUGACAAUGAGAUCCAGAGACUCCCGCCUGAGGUGGCCAACUUCAUGCAGCUGGUGGAACUGGACAUCUCCAGAAACGACAUUCCUGAGAUCCCCGAGAGCAUUAAAUUUUGUAGGGCCUUGGAGAUCGCAGACUUCAGUGGAAACCCCCUCUCCAGAUUGCCGGAUGGUUUCACUCAACUGCGAGCGCUGGCUCACUUGGCACUCAACGACGUGUCAUUGCAGACGUUGCCCAACGACAUUGGAAACUUGGCCAACCUGGUGACAUUGGAGCUCAGGGAGAACCUGCUGAAGUCUCUGCCCACGUCGCUCUCUUUCCUGGUGAAACUGGAACAACUGGACCUGGGCAGCAAUGAACUGGAAGUUUUGCCUGACACCCUUGGUGCUCUCCCCAACCUGAGGGAGCUGUGGCUGGACCGUAACCAGCUGUCCUCAUUACCACCAGAGCUAGGGAACCUCCGGAGACUGGUGUGUCUGGAUGUGUCAGAGAAUCGUCUGGAGGAACUUCCCUCAGAGCUCAACGGCCUCCUGGCUCUCACUGACCUGCUGCUCACACAGAACCUGCUGGAGGUCGUCCCAGACAGCAUAGGUUGUCUGAAACAGCUGUCUAUCCUGAAGGUGGACCAGAACAGACUGACCCACCUGACUGAUUCAAUAGGAGAGUGUGAAAACCUCACAGAACUUGUCUUAACAGAGAACCUUUUACAAUCACUUCCUCGCUCGCUGGGCAAGCUGAAGAAGCUGACCAACCUGAAUGUAGACCGCAACCGUUUGGGCAGCGUGCCCAAAGAGCUGGGUGGCUGUGCCAGCCUCAACGUUCUCUCAUUGAGGGACAACCGCCUGGGCAAACUGCCUGCUGAGCUUGCAGAUGCCACUGAGUUGCAUGUGCUGGAUGUGGCUGGAAACAGAUUACAAAACUUGCCUUUUGCCCUGACAAACCUCAAUCUGAAGGCCAUGUGGCUCGCAGAGAACCAGUCACAGCCAAUGCUCAAGUUCCAAACAGAGGAUGAUGAGCGAACAGGAGAGAAGGUGCUGACCUGCUAUUUACUGCCCCAGCAGCCUUCCCCAAGCCUGGAGAACUUGCUACAGAACAGUGUGGAUGACAGCUGGACAGACAGCAACCUGAACCGAGUGUCAGUCAUUCAGUUCCAGGAAGAGACCAAGGCUGAGGAGGAGGAUGAUGAGGCUGCUGCAGAGCGCAGGGGUCUUCAGCGCAGAGCCACACCGCACCCUAGUGAGCUGAAGGUGAUGAAGAAGGUGAUUGAGGAGAGGAGGAACGAGGCUUACUCAUCCAGAGGUGAUGGAGAAGAGUCCCCUGACCCACAGGAGAAGCGGUUCAGUGACCUCUCCAAUCAGAGCCAUGACUCCCAGGUCUCCAACAGCACACUGUCAGCCACCUCCCAUGAGGACAGACAAAAUGUGACUGCCACCUCGCAGAAGGAGGACCUUGUGGAUGGACACUCCCCUCAGGAGGAGGAAGAGCUGGAUGAAAUGGAGGUGGAGUACAUUGAGCCAACUGUGCACUUUGCAGAGGAGCCUAUCAUCCGUGGUGGGGAUGAGGAUGACGAGGAGGACGGGGAAGACGGUGAGAGGAGCGAUGAGGAGGAGAGACCAGUUUUUCCUGCAGAGAAGCAGCGUCUGAUCAGAAAGGACACACCACAUUACAAGAAGCACUUCAAGAUCACCAAGCUGCCCAAGCCUGAGGCUGUGGCCGCGCUGCUGCAGGGCUUCAGUCCUGACGGCCUCAACUCUUCGACUCAGGCUGCUGAGGAUGAGCAGGACGAGGACGAAGAGCAGAGUAUCGGCACGCCUCAGCACCAUCGCAGACUGGAGGAACUGGAGGACAGUCGGCAACAGGUCAACUCCAGUCAAGUGAAGGGGGUGUCAUUUGAUCAAGUCAAUAAUCUGCUGAUUGAACCUGCUCGAAUUGAGGAGGAAGAGCACACCCUGACCAUCCUGCGACAAACAGGCGGCCUGGGUAUCAGCAUUGCUGGAGGGAAAGGAUCCACGCCUUACAAGGGAGACGAUGAGGGAAUAUUCAUCUCCAGAGUAUCUGAAGAUGGUCCUGCGGCGAGAGCAGGGGUUAAAGUGGGAGACAAACUCCUAGAGGUGAAUGGAGUAGACCUCCACGAAGCAGAACAUCACACAGCAGUGGAAGCUCUCCGUAGCUCCGGUGCUACCGUUUCCAUGACAGUGCUACGGGAGCGCAUGGUGGAACCGGAGAACGCCAUCACCACCACGCCACUGAGGCCAGAGGAUGACUACUUCCCACGGGAGAGACGCAGCAGCGGCAUUGCCUUCAACAUGGAGACGAGUCCCAGCGGGCCUCGGCAGCGGCUCUCCACCUGCCUGAUCCGCAACGACAAGGGGCUCGGGUUCAGCAUCGCAGGGGGCAAAGGCUCCACGCCGUACCGCACAGGAGACACGGGAAUCUACAUCUCUCGCAUUGCAGAGGGUGGAGCGGCACACAGAGACAGCACGCUGCAUGUAGGCGACAGGGUGAUCUCUAUCAAUGGUGUAGACAUGACAGAGGCCAGACAUGACCAGGCAGUAGCGCUCCUUACCGGCACCUCCCCCACCAUCGCCCUCCUGGUGGAGCGAGACCUGAAUGCACCAGGGGGCUCUCCAGGUCAGUCCAGGGCACGUGCCCACUCCCCUCCACCUCCAGAACCCUCAGAUUCUCCAGACCAGGAGGAGGAAGGCCUUUCCCUUCAUGGGAACCACCUGAGUCGGAUGGAAGAUGAGUACCCCAUCGAGGAAGUGAUCCUGGUGAAGUCAGGUGGCCCUCUUGGCUUGAGCAUCGUGGGAGGCAGUGACCAUGCCAGUCACCCAUUUGGCAUCAAUGAACCUGGGGUGUUCAUCUCAAAGGUGAUUCCUCACGGUCUGGCAUGUCAAAGCGGUCUACGCGUCGGGGACCGAAUAUUAGAGGUGAACUCCAUUGACCUGCGUCAUGCCACUCACCAGGAGGCUGUGCGAGCGCUGCUGGCUAACAAGCAGGAGAUUCGUAUGUUAGUACGGAGGGACCCUUCACCACCUGGGAUGCAGGAAAUUGUCAUCCAGAAGCAGCCAGGGGAGAAGCUUGGCAUCAGUAUUCGUGGAGGGGCCAAGGGUCAUGCUGGAAAUCCCUUCGACCCCACAGAUGAAGGAAUCUUCAUUUCAAAGGUGAGUUCAAGCGGAGCAGCAGCGAGAGAUGGCCGGCUGCAGGUCGGCAUGAGGAUCCUUGAGGUGAACAACCACAGCCUGCUGGGAAUGACGCACACAGAGGCAGUGCGAGUGCUCCGUGCUGUGGGAGACUCUCUGGUCAUGCUGGUGUGUGACGGCUUCGAUCCAAACAAAGUGGCUGCUGUGGAGGCAUCUCCAGGCAUCAUUGCCAACCCGUUUGCAACAGGCAUUGUACGAAAGAACAGUAUGGAAAGCAUCUCUUCUAUAGACCGAGACCUGAGCCCAGAGGAGAUGGAUAUCAUACAGAAGGAAUCUGAGAUGGUGAGAGAGACAUCGCAGUGGGAACGAGAAGAGAUGGAGAAAGUGGAGCGAAUGCGCUUGGAGCGUGAGGAGGCAACUCGCCUGCUAGAAGAGGAGACUGAGAACAUUGGCACUGGACCUCUAAAACUUGACUACAAAACCCUGGCUGCACUGCCCACCACCAGUCUGCAGAAGGUCAACAGGUUCUCUACUUCUGUUACUCUGGCUGCUCCCAUGGAGGCCACCCUGCAGGCCCCUUUAGAGCCUCUGGGCUUUGGCUUAGGUCACCCCACAACGCCCCUCAGCCACAUGGACCCCGAGUCCUGCCCCAGUCUAAACGCAGAGCACGAUUAUCUUCACGGAUCCCAGUUCUCCCCUAAUGGGACCUCCAGUGCUGACAGUGCUGGCUCAUCAACAACCAUUAGUUCAACAUUUGUACCUGAAGAAGAAGAGGAGGAGUGUCUGGUGGACUCUCAGCCUAUCUGCUUCAAAGAAAACCCUUUCUUGGUGGCCAAUCGCAAAGGCAAAGGCCUUCCGCCUGGAGAGCAGCUCCUGUCAGGGCCUCCUGUGGGCUACGGGAGACAGGGCCAGCUGCAGCCGUGGUUGUUCAGCAAGGCGCCUUCCUCUGACUUCACCAGGACGGACAGCCCAAUCAGGGAAGCCCCCUACUCUCCCACUAUCCAACCGCCCAGCCACCACUCUUCCAACAGCUCCCUAUGCGCAGGCAGGGAGACCCGCUUCGCAAACAUUCAUUACACCUCCACUCCCACUGCCAAGGAAAACACAUCAUCAUCAACGCGACCGGGUGCCAUUCAGCCAGUUGGCCGUGUGCGGCCAAGUACCUCCCCUGCCACUCCGGACGGCCACAGCCCCAACCCCUUCCAGCAUGGCCCCUCCCCCUUCAACUCCCAGACCUCUCCUCGUGCCCCCUCCCCCACCUCGCCCGACGAGUUCCCCAUGAAUGUCAAGCAGGCAUACAAGGCGUUUGCCGCCGUGCCUCGCUCUCUGGCAGUGCUGGAGCCGCCGCAGGACCUGUAUGGUGUGAGGAACAAUUUCCACCCAAAGCAACCCUCUCCAGAGCCUGAGUUGUACAACGAGGUGUUUGAUGACACAGAUGGUCAGGAGGGAGCUGGCAAGGGUCUGACCGACAAGGUCUCCCCCCGGCCCUCCCUCGCCUCUGACCGUCGGGAGUAUAUGAACCUGGCAGCAGUGCCUCGCCUCUCCAGGCCGUCAGUGGACCUGCAGAGUCCUUCUCCUGGUGGUAAGGACAGCCCAGAGCAGCGCUCUUUCAGGGACCGACAGAAGUAUUUUGAGAUCGACGUGAAACAACAGACUCCAGAAAAACCCAAACCUCGAGUCUCCCUCGUUGGAGAGGAUGACCUCAAGAAAAUGCGAGAGGAAGAAGCGAGGAAGUUUGAGCAGCGGGCAGCGGAGUAUCUACUGGAUGAAGAUGAGGAGGAUGAGGAGGAGGAUCUUGCUAAGCAGGUGGCUCAGAUGAAGGCCACUGGCAAGGUGUUGCUGGAUGGAGUGGAGUAUAAGGUGGAGCCAGUAUCCACCCCAUCUCAGCACUGCUCCACACCACCGAGCUACAACAUCACACCACCGAGCUACUGUGGCAGCUCAGGACCCUCCUCUGUUGAUGGAAAGGGAGACUCUCAGAGGAAUUCACUGGAGGACAGCUUCAGGCUGGAGCAGAGGCCCAACUCCAUGACCGGUCUGAUCCCUGUGUACCCCGGGGAAUCAGCGGCUCCAAUCCGUACAGCCAAAGCAGAGCGUAGACAUCAGGAGAGACUUCGUAUGCAGAGCCCCGAGCUGGCUGUGGCCCCUGACAAGGACUUGUCCCCUGCUGAGAAACGAGCUCUGGAGGCAGAGAAGAGAGCCAUGUGGAGAGCAGCACGGCCCUGUGGCCUAGAGGAGGAUGUUAGGCAGUAUGAGCAGGACCUGGCUAAGAGGCUCUACCAGGCCCGAGUGAGGGCAUCUCAGGGCACGGCCGCGGCCCCCCAGCCCCCCACCUCUUCCUCUACCUCCUCCUCUGCAGCCUCCCAGCUCAGAAUGAAAUCUCUGGAGCAGGACGCACUGAAGGCUCAGAUGGUCAUUGCCAAGUCUCGGGAUGGGAAGAAACGUGGGACGCUAGACCAGUUGACAGAGUCGCCCUCACCUGCCCCCACACCUUCUCCUACACCUAUGGAAGAGCUCAGUCCUCGAGGAGUAACCUCACCAGGCAGGCUGUCCCUGUCGUCAAAGAAGUUUGACUACCGACAGUUUGCUGCCAUUCCUUCUUCCAAACCCGUAUACGACAUCCAGUCCCCUGACACAGUCGACGACAUGAAGUUCAUCGACGACGGCUCCGGCAACCCAGGGCCCACCGCAAACCCCGAGGCCGAGGUUCCCACCCCACUGCCGGCCACCUCAGCCCUGGAGGAGAUGGCCUUGUACAGCAACAAGCGCAAACUGAGGCAGGGUCGCCGCAGCCUGGAAACCGCCGUGCCCACGUAACACCUCACAGAGAAGAAACCCAAACACACAUAUUUUUACAUACGCUGUGGAACACACUGGCAAAACACACGGGUGCAUCCACAGGAGGUGCAGAGUCACUAAACACUACACACAGUGUCAGUAGAGCGAGAUUUACUCUCUUAUAUAACCACUGCAGAGACUGAUAGUCGCCACACAUAAACACUCACUUAUAUCCUGCGUGCCAGUCUUGCCUUUACAGUCUGUUGGUGAGUUGGCGAGUUGCUCAACAGUCCCUCAAGGGCAAGAAAGAGCUAGUGUGGUUAGCUAGGAUUGCUACUUACAGACAUUCUUUUUUUUGCUCCUCACUUUGUUUGCCUAGUAGAAGCAGAUCUAUUUUAACAGGAGGUGACCGAAGUUUUUAGUUUCUGUUUUUUAUUUUCAGCGCUCCAAUGAUUUUGUUUUUUUAAAAAAAGAAAAAAAAAUCAUACUGGAAGAGAAAAGAAAUGGGUCAUAGCUAUACUAACUUCUUGAAUGAUAUUGAUAUUUUUAGGCUUUCAGUGAAUAGAUUGUAAAAUGUCAGGGGUUUCUUGAGACUUGGGCAGACAGGAGUGUAUAUAUUAAUUGAGGAGGGAACAUCCUGCUACCUUCACAGUCACACAUUGCGGAGCGCUUUUUAAAAAAAGAAAACAGUACAUAUCGUUUUUUGCACUGCCACUGAUCAGCUUUUUAAGAACGUAUAUCUUAACUAAUUUAUUGUUAUUAUCGCUUUACUCAAAUUGAAGGCCUUCUAUUUUACACUGUUUUAACUCACCCAGUCCUUUGGGGUUCAAGAGGACAACUGGGGUGUAUCAUAAUCUACCAUUAAAACAUCAAACAUACAGUUAUGAGUCAUGAAGCUUUGAACUAAUUAAUUGCAUACUACUUUAUCAUUAAAUCUACUUUGAAUUUACCAAGAUCUUUUUCAGGCAAGCACAUCUACAAAUUAGAUUGCUUGGGUAAAUCGUAGCUGUUGCACAUUAACGUAGUAACACAGUGGGUCAUACCAAAAUGUUGGUAACUAAGCAGACUUCAUUAAAGCAUCUGUCCAGAUGUGUUUUCUGUGUUACAUUUCCCCUGUAAAGAGUAUGAGCACAUGGGAGGCAGCUGCAGCAGCAGCAGCAGCAUAUUGAGCAGGCAGUUUUGCAGACGCUCAAAAGUUCAGAAUAUUAAAUAUCUAAGUUUGGGAACAUGCAUUUUUAGCAUCAUUUACUAAUAAUGGUACUUACCCUGCCUUGUUUAGGGUAUUUUUUUUAAUCAAUGUGAAUCAUUAAUUUCUAUCCUUGCUUUAUCUGGAGGUAUCCAGAGUGACGUGAAGGUAGCAGGUGUUUUAUUUUUCUGUCUAUGGUUAAUUUAAAUCUGAUGCCACUGAAAAAUCAUUUAUUAAUGUGUGAAUAAUGUACAAAUACUGAAAGGAAAGCAAGACUUUGGGUGUGAAACUGAGCCAGUCUUGACCUAGACCAAGCGGGUGUCCAGACUGCUGACAUAUCUGGGUUUGGACAGGCUUGGUAUCGGGAUGCUCUCUGCAUGUAUAUUGGUUUGUUAAUGGGAGAGGCACAACCGAUCAGAAAUCCCUCUCAAGAUAUUGAUCUCAUUCAAACAUUCAGCUCACUGCUUGACAUACUGUCAGUUUAGGUAUCUGACGGGUAUUUUUGCAGAAUCACAGCAUAGUAGCAUUUGUGUUAAUUUAAUGUAGGGUCUUCUAAUUAUAGCUUUCCAUGUUGCGCUCACUGACUGAAAUUCAGUUUGUUUGAUAACAUUUGCAAUGGCUGAUAUCUCUUUUUUUUUUUUAAACUUACAGUAGGUAAAUCUUUUUUUUUCAGGUGGGUUUCACUACAUUAUUAAUGCAGUGUUUCAAGUUUUUGUGUUUAUUCUUUUGUCUUGAGUUCCGUUUGGGGGCUUUUACUUGCAAAUAGGUCGGAGGGAAAGGGUCAGAAGUCCUAGGGUCAAGGGUUAGAGCUCAUACAAGACUGUAACUAGUGAAUUUGUACAACCAAAGAAGUCUAUUUUGUGGUUCAGGAAUAAUAAAUUUUACUUUUCAUUUAAGAAGCUGAA
Lates calcarifer (barramundi perch) is the source of this 8679-nucleotide messenger RNA. It is a transcript of the gene scrib, whose product is annotated as scribble planar cell polarity protein. Gene Ontology annotation, cellular component: postsynaptic membrane; postsynaptic density; adherens junction. Gene Ontology annotation, molecular function: protein binding. The record is from RefSeq and is a predicted model, not a curated record. Gene Ontology annotation, biological process: neurotransmitter receptor transport postsynaptic membrane to endosome; neurotransmitter receptor transport, endosome to postsynaptic membrane. Lineage: Eukaryota; Metazoa; Chordata; Actinopteri; Centropomidae.